Molecule: messenger RNA, 6996 nt
Organism: Podarcis muralis (Common wall lizard)
Lineage: Eukaryota; Metazoa; Chordata; Lepidosauria; Squamata; Lacertidae
Gene: SYVN1
Product: synoviolin 1
Biological process (GO): ERAD pathway; proteasome-mediated ubiquitin-dependent protein catabolic process
Cellular component (GO): endomembrane system
Molecular function (GO): ubiquitin protein ligase activity
Source: RefSeq, a predicted model, not a curated record
UGGACCAAUCACCGGGAGCCACGGGACUCUCUUUCGCCUGUCCGGUGCUGGAGGACAACACCGAGCGGAUCUGUUUGGAUUGUACCAUGUGAAGACUGGAAGGAGGGGGGGAGACUGCGAGGAAUUAAAGGACUACCCUCUUCGAUAUGAACCUCUCUCGAAAUACAAGUUUUAAUCACUCGACGAGAAUGAAUCUACGACUCUCCGGUCGGGAGGCUGUGAAACAGAGCGGGGUCGGGGAGAAAGUAGAUGGCUGAGGAAAGCGUUUGGCUGCUGGACGCUGGGCUGGGGAGAUGUUCCGAACAGCCAUCAUGAUGGCUGCCAGCCUGGCCUUGACCUCUGCAGUGGUGGCGCACGCCUAUUAUCUUAAGCACCAGUUCUACCCGACGGUGGUGUACCUGACGAAGUCCAGUCCCAGCAUGGCGGUGCUGUACAUUCAAGCUUUCGUCCUGGUGUUCCUAUUAGGCAAAUUCAUGGGCAAAGUGUUUUUUGGACAGCUCCGAGCAGCGGAAAUGGAGCAUCUGCUUGAGCGGUCAUGGUAUGCAGUGACCGAGACCUGCCUUGCCUUCACAGUCUUCAGGGAUGACUUCAGCCCCCGUUUUGUGGCCCUCUUCACUCUCCUCCUCUUCCUCAAGUGCUUCCACUGGCUGGCUGAGGACCGUGUGGACUUUAUGGAGAGGAGCCCAAACAUUUCCUGGCUCUUCCAUUUUCGCAUUGUCUCUCUGAUGCUGCUCCUGGGCAUUCUGGAUUUCCUGUUUGUCAGCCAUGCCUACCACAGCAUCCUCACCCGGGGAGCCUCCGUCCAGCUGGUCUUUGGCUUUGAGUAUGCUAUCCUCAUGACGAUGGUGCUCACCAUCUUCAUCAAAUACAUCCUGCACUCCAUCGACCUCCAGAGCGAGAACCCUUGGGACAACAAGGCCGUCUACAUGCUCUAUACAGAGCUCUUCACAGGAUUCAUCAAGGUCCUCUUAUACAUGGCCUUCAUGACCAUCAUGAUCAAAGUGCACACCUUCCCGCUGUUUGCCAUCCGACCCAUGUACCUGGCUAUGAGGCAGUUCAAGAAAGCUGUGACAGAUGCAAUCAUGUCCCGCCGAGCUAUUCGCAACAUGAACACCCUGUACCCCGACGCUACUCCAGAAGAACUGCAGGCCAUGGACAACGUGUGCAUUAUCUGCCGGGAGGAGAUGGUAAUGGGUGCAAAACGCCUGCCUUGCAACCACAUAUUCCACACCAGCUGCCUGCGAUCCUGGUUCCAGCGCCAGCAGACCUGUCCCACGUGCAGGAUGGACGUCCUCCGAGCCUCCCUCCCCACUCAGUCGCAGACGCCCCCUGAGCAACAGGAGGGAGGGCAGCAGCCGCCGCAGCAGCAUCAGACUCCACUGAUCCCUCAGCCGCCAAACUUUCCCCAAGGCAUCCUGCCCCCUUUCCCUCCAGGGAUGUUCCCGCUGUGGCCGCCCAUGGGCCCCUUCCCUCCAGUGCCUGGCGUCCAGCCCCCCAACAAUGCAGACAACGCUUCAGCAGCCACUCCCUCCACCUCAGGAACACAGACGUCAGCAGGCGCCUCGAGGCCCAGUGGCGAUUCAGCAUCCGGAUCAGACACCGCGGCCCCUGCAGGGACGGUGCCUGGUUUCGCCUUCCCUCCGCCUUGGAUGGGGAUGCCGUUCCCACCUCUCUUUGGUUUCCCUCCGAUGCCGGUACCACCAUCUGGGUUUGCUGGGCUGACAGAGGAAGAGCUGCGGGCCAUGGAAGGCCAUGAGCGGCAGCAUUUGGAAGCCCGUCUCCAGUGCCUGCAGAACAUCCACACACUCCUUGACGCUGCCAUGCUGCAGAUCAACCAGUAUCUCACUGUGUUGGCAACGAUCGGGACACCCCGAACUGCGCAGCCACCAAGUGCCCCAGCUGCUUCAGCACCCCCUUCGGAGACCCCCAGCCCUGUCCCUGGCACAAGUGAACCCGCCACCACCACUUUCCAGUCUGCAGACAGCACCUCUUCACCUGCAGAAGAGAGAGACGUGGCAGAUCAAGCAGAUCUGUCCCCAGCAGCAGCCGGUGCCAAGGCCUACACAGAGCCAUCUGGCCAGGAGCAGGAUGGAGCUCAAUCUUCCCCAGAGGAACCAGACACUGCAGAGCUGCGCAGGCGCCGACUUCAAAAACUGGAAUUUCCUCCUUCCUCCUCCCAUUGAUGUCCCUGCUGCCCCCUCCCAGCCUGUGCUAUUUCUUUCCCUUUUCCAAAAAAAAAAAAAAAGAAAAAAGACGAAGAAAAGCAACAUGCGGUGAGAGAAAGGAGACCUGGAUGCCUUUUACUUGCGCUACUGAGUGCUGAUGCGAUACACGGCCGCCUAUGGGGAGGGGGGGCCACACUUUUCUGCAGGACCGGAGAGGGUGGGAGGGGGAUGCGCCUCCAAAACUUGACUCUGCCUUGAUUUCUAACUCUUAAAAGAAAGUGACUGUCCAUCCUACAACAUAGACCAGUCUUAUUCUGACCCCCUCGCAGAAGGACAGCAAUGCCUCUAGUUCCCAAGUCUGUCUCGUCUCAGCCAGACGGACUCUUACACCACGGGAGCAGCCUGAGGAAGGCCCUCCUUCCCUUUUGCACACCUGGCUGAAAGGGUUUCCCCAUCAACAGUUUUGGAGGGUGGCUUCUCCUGCGGGCAGCUUGUUUCUGUUUGUUUAGUUCUCCAUUUCUGACUCUGCGGCGGGAUUUUUAGGUGGGUCCUUCGCUGGAUAUUUCUGAGCAAAGCAGCCUUUUCAAUUUUGGGGUGGGGGCGUGGAGGCCAACUGAAUGGAACAUAUGCUUGACAUUUUUGUAGAUGCUUUUUCACAGUAGCUGUUUUAAGGCCACAGCAUCCCACCACAAGGUCUUUUUUACCCUCCCAAACAAACACACACACCCCCUGGGGAAACGGCAGGUCGCCUCAAUGCUUAAUUUUGCUGGCUCUCUCUGAGCUCAGGUUGAGAGGAGGCAUAUUCUUGGCAGCAGAGAGUGUGAGUCUGUAGCGAUUGCUCUCCCCUCUCUCUGUGGGCAUACGGCUUGCGAUUUUAAAACUAUUUCGUACUCCCUUACCUGACUUUUAAACAAGGAUUCCUCCAAGCAGCAGUAGAUGGAGAGGAGGUCCUGGGGUCCUGCUGUGAGAGGGUUACAGGGGAAGAUGGGAUGUGCCCUCCGAGGUGGCCACCCGUCUACCUUGCCCCUCUGCUGCUUCAAAGGGCUAGAACCAGGUGUUAGUUGACUUUCGGCUGCAGCCUGUGUGGGCCUUGCAAUGCCUAAUCCAGAGUCCCAAGUUCUGAGCACGCACAAUAUGUGGCAGGCUGUGGGUGUAAUCCUGAGAAAGUUAGAACAAAUGUAAGCGCCAUAGGACAUCUGAUAGCAUCUGAAAGCACGUUGGUUAAGUAGAACGUCAGCCACCGAGUCCUCCCAGUGGUGGUUUGCGUUUCCAGUUCUGGCACCCUCUUCCUCUGCUUCCAUUAAUUCCAGGUUUGCCUGCUCUUCUUUGCAGCCCCUGUUCACUCUCUCUUUUCCAAAUGCUCAGACCCAGCAAAUGCUUAUUUGAGAGUCGCCACAGGCAACAGGCCCUCCCCUUCCUCAGCUCCUGAAGCUGCCGGCAUUGGGGAACAGGCCUUUUGAGACGUUCCUGCCUGUGUCUGUCGGGCUUCAUUUCUGGGAAUAACAACGCCUCCUUUCUGGCGUUUUCACAAUAAUGUCCAUCAGCUUGUGGAUCCCAGCUACGCCUAAUCAAGCUGUCUGAAAGGCAGCAGGGAGAGGAGCAGAGCCUGUGAUGGGGCUUCCCUUCCCAAAGGCAGGGCCCCCAUGUUAAAAGAACAGGCAGUUUUCAGAAACUAAUUGAGAAAAGCAGUGUGUGCUUUUCCCCUGCACUUGGGACCCCCAUGCUGUAAACAGUCUGAAACUGUCAGGCUCCCUCUGGGGUCCCUGCUCCCCUGCAGGGUGGAAAAUAUUGUCCUGUCCCUGAGAUGGUGCCAAGGGUCUCCGCCCCUUCUCACUGAAACACCCCAUGCUCCCAGCAAAAUGCUGAAUUGUUCAGCUCAUGGAAUAUGAAAUCCCACCUCCUGGCAAGAUGCCUGCUUAAUUCUGUUUUCAUUCCUGGGACACCACCUGUAGGAUCAUCUAUAUUUGAUGCUAGACUGCCUCAGAUUUCUUCUUUUUCAGAGAAACUGGGCCAUCUCCCUGUAACUUCCAAGUUGUUUUGGGGUCUGAGUUGUCCCACUUCAAGACAGGUUAGGGCAUUGUGACAUGCAGUAUUCACGUUUCUUACUCGGCAGAAGAGGAAGAAACCAAUCAGUUUAGAUUUGAGGUGGUGGUUGUGGGAAGAGUCAAUGGGAAGGGUGGCUUAAAGUAUUGAUUUCAAUAAAAGACUUUGAUCACGGUUCAUGUUAGCUUCAUCUUUCCAAAUUUUGGAAAAGCCUUCUGAGGGUAGUUCUCCCUUUGUCCUCUCUGCUCAGUAAAACUAAGGUGGAUUUACAGAAUUCGCAGAUAGGAGAAAGUUAGCACGUGCCACGCUUUGUAAUAAGGUGUCCUAAAUCUGACACAGUGGGCACAUCUCUGCAAACCACCUGCCCCUUUGAGGAAGGCAAGAAGCAAUGACUGACAACCUCCUGUCCACACCUCCCCUGCGAAUCCAAUUUUGUAACAUUGGGAGGAGAACAUGGCUCCCGUCUCCUUUUGGAAUGUGCAUUGGCAGUAUGUGGCUAAUGUUAAGAAAGUUGGCAUACAUCCCCCAGGAGGUAGAAUGUUAUGCUCUAAUUAUAGCAUUGAAAGACUAUCUGUAGUAGAGCAGUUUUGGACAUGGACCCUCGUACAGCCUUUCUGUUUCAGGAACCUCUACAUGUGCAAAUAAUAAUAAUAAUCCUGAAUCAAGUACAUAUCACCAUCUUGGAAGAUGUCCAGUGACCUUGUCUUGAUGCCUGGCGAGAGUUUUUUUGGGUGGGAGAGCUUGCUGUGGGUAGCACAAGGCAGCCGGGUUGAAAUCUCACCCUUCAAAUUCCUUCCUGCCCUUUCUAUGCUGUGUCCUGCUAACCCAGGGCUGUUAUCCAUUACCCCCCCCCAUUUCCCACAUUGUGCUGUGGCCUUUCUGCCAGUACCCUUCCUUAUACUUUUACUUUUCAAGGAACCCAUAUUACAAUGCUUUGGAGGUGUGUUACAUGUAAGCCCAGAGAUGGGGAACCUGCCAACUUUUCAUGUCUUGUUGGACUUCCAACUCCCAUCAGCCAAAGCCGGCAGUCAGGGAUGAUGUGAGUUGUAAUACGGCAACUUUGGGAGGAUUGCCGGUUCCUCACUGGGGUAUAAUUACUAGAGCCUCUUCUCUUAAGGGGGCAGGCAGGAUUGAUGGUCUGACCCCAUCAGUUUAGAUUCUGCCAGGGGGUGCAGUUGGUGGCUCUCCCUUCCAUUUGCUAUGCGGGUUUUGCCUAGGCCUAGGAAUGAACCUGAGAUCAAAUAAUGCCAUUGUAUAGCACUUUGAAGCAAGCUCGGCCACCUGCUUUUUCAGUGAGUGAAUGCCAUCGCUCAGGUGUGCAAUGGAUGUGUUCCCUUCUGCAGCAGGAAAGGGAAAAUUUAGAGGAGCAAAAAACCAAGACACACACACGAGUGACAGCACCUGUAAUUCAGGUGUGGGGAACCUUUCGCUCUCAAGAUCAGUGUUUCCCAAACUUGGGUCUCCAGCUGUUUUUGGACUGCAAUGCCCAUCAUCCCUAGCUUGCAAAGACCAGUGGUCGGGGAUGAUGGGAACACUAGUUCAAAAACAGCUGGAGAACCCAAGUUUGGAAAACGCCGAUCUAGAUGUUGCUGAUGUCCCUGCAAGCAGGUGGUGACUGAGAGGAUGGAAACUCUUACUCAGCAACAUCUGGAAGGCCAAAAUUCUCCAACACCUGCUGUAAACAGAAGAAAAGUUGGCAGAAAGGGUAGAAGUAGGGGAGAGAGGUGUGCUUGCGAUUGCUGUGUCUUGCCAGUGGAUUUUCCUUGCUCCUGGCACUGCACACAGCCCGUCAUGGAGGCUGUGAUUUGAAAUGGAGGAUUUGUUUCCACACAAGUGACCCCCUGAAGACCAACAGGCAUGCAGAACCUGUGAUGUCGCUGGACUCCAACUCCCCAUCUCUCUGAUCAGUGGGAGGUGGAGCCCAGCAACACCCAGAGGACCGCAGGCUCCCCUAUCCCUGACUUACAAGGAGGCUUUGAGUUUUUGUGGCCUGUUUGCAGCUGCUCAGCAUAUUAUAUUACCCAUAUGAUUCCCUCCCCUCCCUUUUUUAAAAAAAAGCUUUUGAUUUUGUGUACACUUUCUCGAGAGCCAAGUGGCCUUUUCCCCCACACCUCCAAAAACACAUUUGAAAGUGGCCAGAUUGUGUUACCUUCCUCACAGCCUCUCCUGCAACUUUUCAUGGGUUUUGGAACAGAUAAUUACAUGCAUUUUAACAAAGCAGCCUCCCAGGUUUGACUUCUGCAUUCCGGGUCUUAACCAAAUGAGAUGGCUAGUCAAAGGGAUAGCGGAAAUCCUACAGCUGCUGGAUUCCCCCUUUACAUAAAUAGUGGGAGCGGGAAAUGGUAUUUUGUAAAAGCGGUUGCCAUUUUGUUGUUGUUUACAUGUCAUAUUCAUUGGGUUUUAUCCAAUGCCCAUCAUGGCUCUGAAUGGAUCAGCCCGAGUAUGACCUGGAUUAAACCUGUAAUACGUCAUUUAAGAAGAAGAAAAAUCUGUUUUCAAAUUGUGUCACCUGGGAGAAGGGACUUGCUUUGGGAAGAAUCUAUACCUCUGUUCUCAUUUCUUAUUUUUAACAUCAGUGGUGUUCAGUUGGCUCAGGGUCCUUUUGAAUGCCACAAAUAAUAAUUACUAUUUUUGUCAAACUUGGCUCCUUUAGGAGUUGAUAUGAACGCUGUGUGUUAACAUGGAGGUGAAGGAGGUUCGGAUGAUAAUUUAAUUUUUUUGUAAAUAUUGUAUAAUUUUUAAUAGCUUGAACCGUGUAUAUACGUCAAAUAAAAACUUGCAUUAAAAA